Molecule: messenger RNA, 2322 nt
Organism: Pyricularia pennisetigena
Lineage: Eukaryota; Fungi; Ascomycota; Sordariomycetes; Magnaporthales; Pyriculariaceae
Exons: 2
Coding region: 1-2322 (773 amino acids)
Biological process (GO): mRNA splicing, via spliceosome
Cellular component (GO): Prp19 complex; spliceosomal complex
Source: RefSeq, a predicted model, not a curated record
AUGCCUGUCGUCAAGGGAGGGGUUUGGACUAACAUCGAGGACGAGAUCCUUAAGGCAUCCGUCUCCAAAUAUGGCUUGAAUCAAUGGGCACGCGUCUCGUCGCUGCUGGCGCGCAAGACGCCAAAGCAGUGCAAGGCGCGAUGGAACGAGUGGCUGGACCCGAGCAUCCGCAAGAUCGAGUGGAGCAAGGAUGAGGACGAAAAGCUGCUGCACUUGGCCAAAUUGAUGCCGACGCAAUGGCGCACCAUUGCCCCCAUCGUCGGCCGCACGGCGAACCAGUGCCUGGAGCGCUACCAGAAGCUUCUCGACGAGGCCGAGCAGAAGGAAGCCGCGGCGGCACUGGGCCUCACCGGGACGGGCGAAGCUAGGGCGCCGACUGCCGAUUCCGUCCGUCGCCUGCGCCCUGGCGAGAUCGACCCGGACCCGGAAACCAAGCCGGCCAAGGCCGACACGGUCGACCUCGACGAGGACGAGAAAGAAAUGCUGAGCGAGGCGCGCGCUCGGUUGGCAAACACCCAAGGAAAGAAGGCCAAGAGGAAAGCUCGAGAACGCCAACAGGAGGAGUCGCGCCGUUUGGCCGCGCUGCAGAAGAGGCGUGAGCUCAAGACGGCUGGUAUCAACGUCAAGGUCACAACUAGAAAACCGGGCCAGAUGGACUACAACGCCGACAUCCCUUUCGAGCAGAAACCCGCACCUGGAUUUUACGACACAUCAGAAGAGCUUGCCCGGAACGAGCGUGAACGCGCCGCUUUCGAUCCCAAAAAGGUGCAACUCGCCACCAAACGCAAGGGAGACCAGGACGAAGACGCGGAUCGGAAGAGGAGGAAGAACGACAAGGAAGGAUCACAGUCUGCAUCUCUACAAGAAGCGCUUAAAGCCGGUCGCAUGCAAAAGAUGCGCGAGGCUGAGCAGAGUAGCAAGCGUCGGGCUUUGGUGCUCCCUGAGCCGCAGGUUGGAGAGGGAGAGCUGGAGGAUAUUGUCAAGAUGGGGAUGAUUGGUGAACGAGCAGGACAGAUGGCCAAGGAAAGUGCCAAUGAUGCCACCCGCGGCUUGGUUGGCUCCUACUCGUCACUCAACACGGGCGCUCCAAUUCGAACGCCUCGCGCCCCCGAGCAGGAGGAUCACAUAGCCAACGAGAUCAGGAACAUUCGUGCGUUGCAGGAGACACAAUCCUCGCUACUAGGCGGCGAAAACACGCCGCUUCACGAGGGCGUGGCUUCGACGGGAUUCGACGGCGUUGCGCCACGGAAGCAGGUCAUGUCAACACCGAAUCCGCUGGCCACGCCGAUGAGGUCCGGGGCCAACGGGAUGGGGAUUACUCCAGGGGGCCCAGGGGCAACGCCACGGGCGCCAGGACAGACCCCAUUACGAACACCCAGAGACGGGUUCUCUCUAAAUUCUGUGAGUGACGAGGUUGCAUCAAGGCAACAGCUACUCAAGGGUCUUGCUGCUUUACCAAAACCCAAGGAAACCGAAUGGGACCUCGAGCUACCUGAGGAUCAGAUGGAGGUCGAUGCGGCAGAGACUCUGGAGGAGGAUGCAUCCGAACGGGAUCGAAGAGAACGCGAGAUCAGGGAAGCUCAAGAGGCACUAGAACGUAGGCGGCGAACACAGGUGAUGCAGCGAGACCUGCCCAGGCCAGCCGUUGUUGAUCUCGAGCUCUUUUUGAAACAUGCGGAGUCAAUACCCGAUCCCUGCCAGAGCAUGGUUGCUCGAGAAGCAGCCAUGCUGAUGGCGAACGACGCCAUCAAGUUCCCUGCUGCAGGUAUGAAGCCGGCCCGGUCGUCAAAAGUUCAAGUGGAACAAGUGGACGACGCGGCGCUGGCCGAAGCUCGUCUGCAGGUCCUGGUGGAGGCAGGUAGCGCACCCAAACCAGAAGACGUUCAAAAAGCCUGGGACAGGGAAAAGAGCAAUUCACUUUUGCUUGGUCUUGGCUGUUACGACGAUGACGAAGAGCAGGAGCAAGUUGCUAUCAUGCGAGCUGCUCUAGAGGAAGUUCAACAAUCCGUCAUAUCGUCUGCUGAAAAGGGCAACAAACUCGAAAAGAAGCUCAACUUGCAUCACGGCGGCUACAAGCAACGCGCCGAGAUGCUCAGAAAGAAGAUUGGCGAGGCAUCUGAAGCACUUAUCAAGGCCAACGACGCCCUAAGCGCGUUCAAGACGUUGGCAGUUUCCGAAGAGAUUACGAUUACGCGCCGGCUCGAGGCGCUAAGGGAAGAGGUCGCCUACGUCAGUCGACGGGAGCGCGAAGCACAGGAGUUGUACAGACGUAUAAGAGAAGAGUCGGACGAUAUGCCUUUGGUGACUAAUGGGUACCACUAA